AUAUUGCUGCACUGGCUGGUAUCUUGACGUUCCGGAGGCCUGAGUGCUCAUUAGGGGGAGAAAAUGGUCAGGGAGUCAUCAUACAUCCACAUGAGAGAAAGAGAGAGCCUGUGUGGUGAGCAAUUCCAGGUCCUUUCUGAACUUUAAGUCUUUGGUUCUUGUUAGCUGCGAAGGCUUAACCACUGAUGGCCUCACUGCUAUUGCUGCCAAUUGUAGAGAUAUCUCACCCUGCUAGAAAGCCUUAUUGUUUGGCAGAGUUGACUGGGCAGCCUUCUUGUUCAACAGAGUUGACUGUGACUCGGGAUGUGAUAAACCAUUCAGGAUACUCUAAUGGAAAGCUGCCUCACAAAGCUUGUCAAAGGAAUGAGAAAGUUGCUAUAUCCCUAGGCCAUGAUAGUAAGGUGAUGAACUUGAUUGGCGAUGUAAAAGGAAAAGUUGCUGUGAUGGUAGAUGAUAUGAUCGACAUUGCUGGAUGGUGUGCAUUACAUGGCAAUGAACACACUGUGAUUAUAUUAAGGAUGUGACUAUAGCAGGCAAUGGACAACUGACUAUAUUAAGGAGCUGUAAAGUACCCGGCCAUUGUAUGAUAUAGAAAACAGCCAAAGUUGACAGAAAGAGAGAGAAGACAAAUGUACAAAUGACCCUCCUAUAUUAGUUCUGAUGCUAUUGAAGAAACUCUAGAAGAUAUUGAGAGUGUGGAGCUCCUCAAACUUCAAGCUCCUUAGACUCCAAUGAGGCCGUGAGAGUAGCAAAGGUUGCAAAGCUAGACACUCUAAGUAAAUUUCUCUAUGUAUUUUGCCAGGAGAGUACUAUUAGAUGUACUCCUUUUGUGGACAAAAGAUUAUCUUUGCACAAUCCAUUUUGGUGCAUGAUGUGGAUUAUAAAAAUUUCUUUUAUAUAUUAUAUAUAUAUUG
Molecule: messenger RNA, 914 nt
Organism: Rosa rugosa (rugosa rose)
Lineage: Eukaryota; Viridiplantae; Streptophyta; Magnoliopsida; Rosales; Rosaceae
Product: ribose-phosphate pyrophosphokinase 1-like
Exons: 7
Coding region: 186-524 (112 amino acids)
Biological process (GO): nucleotide biosynthetic process
Molecular function (GO): magnesium ion binding; ribose phosphate diphosphokinase activity
Source: RefSeq, a predicted model, not a curated record